This is a messenger RNA of Emys orbicularis (European pond turtle), 282 nucleotides long. Its product is annotated as C-C motif chemokine 4-like. The record is from RefSeq and is a predicted model, not a curated record. The coding region runs from base 1 to 282 and encodes 93 amino acids. Gene Ontology annotation, molecular function: chemokine activity. Gene Ontology annotation, cellular component: extracellular region. Gene Ontology annotation, biological process: immune response. Lineage: Eukaryota; Metazoa; Chordata; Testudines; Emydidae. The transcript has 3 exons.
AUGGCAAAGGCAGCCGGGCUUGUCUGCGCGUUUCUCCUGCUGGCUUCGUUCUGCUGCCAGAGCCUGGCUCAGAGAGGCUCUGCUGUGCCGGACAAGUGCUGCUUCAAAUUCCAGACAACGAAGCUCAAGAGAGACAACACAGUCGGCUGUUACAACACCAGCCCAGCGUGCCCGCAGCCAGGCGUGAUAUUCAAAAUGAAAGAAGGCCAGGAGAUCUGUGCCAAGCCUGAGAAGCCCUGGGUGAAAGAAUACCAGAAAUCUCUCAGCUCUAAUAAAGCCUAA